UAGUUUGUCUUUGUUUGGUUUUGUUGUCAUCUCCCCCAAAAUCUUCCCUAGAUUUACCAUUUCCAUUGCUACUAAAGAUCAAUCACUUCUCUAUAUCUCAAUCUUUCGAAAAAUCGACGUUUAUUCGGUGCCGGAGAAGACAAGCUGCCGGCUUUAGAGCUUACAAGCUGCAGCUCCCAAAGACCGGAUAUUAUUUCUGUAAUAAAGAAAAGUAUUACAUCGAACAACCACUUCUCAGGGUCUCUCGAGCAAAUUUUUAAGAGAACUUCUUAUUUAAUAAGAGUUCAAAGAGAUCGAGUGAGGGCUUCCAUAAAAUCGACGUAUCGAUUAAUGCAUAGGUUUUCUUCUUUUGUUUAAUUUGCUUUAUUCAAUAUCCCAGAGCAAGCUUUUGUAUAAGGUUUCAAGACGAACCUUUUACCAUCAAUUUCAGAAUCACCUCGCUCGGGAAAUCUUUGUUGAUUUAAUGCCCUGGAUUUUGUUUCCUUUUUCUCGAUCGUUAUUCAGAUAAAUGCGAAACAUAUGGACGUCGGAAACUUUUCAAGUUCAUAUAAGGUUUCGCAGCUGCUCCCCAGUCGUCUCUGAAUCUAACUUGCUGUUCCACAGAUUAUUUACUAUCCAUGUUUUCUUAAAGGAAAAAAAAAAUUCAUUUUUCUUAUUUUGUUUUUACAUUUCUCUCUUGACUUCUACUUCUCUAAUACAGUCUCUUAUAAAGCCUAGAGACGAAAACACGAAACCCUAGCCCACAUUACAGUACUAGCAUUGGGAUGGGGAGAGGAAAGAUCGAGAUCAAGAGGAUCGAGAACACGACGAACCGUCAGGUCACGUUUUGCAAGCGUAGGAAUGGAUUGCUGAAGAAAGCGUAUGAGCUCUCAGUGCUCUGCGAUGCGGAAGUUGCCCUCAUCGUCUUUUCCAGCAGAGGCCGCCUCUAUGAGUACUCGAACAAUAACAUCAAGACAACUAUAGAGAGGUAUAAGAAGGCUAGCUCAGACAGUGCGAACACGACUUCUGUCAUAGAGAUCAAUGCUCAGUAUUAUCAACAAGAAUCAGCCAAGCUGAGGCAGCAGAUACAGAUGCUGCAGAACUCUAACAGGCAUUUGAUGGGAGAUUCUUUGAGUGCCCUUUCUGUGAAGGAACUGAAGCAGCUAGAGAACAGGCUCGAGCGCGGAAUCACCAGAAUUAGGUCCAAGAAGCAUGAAAUGCUGCUUUGUGAGAUUGAGUACUUGCAGAAAAAGGAGAUUGAGAUGGAAAAUGAAAGUGUGUACCUUCGCACCAAGAUAGCUGAGAUAGAGAGGAUGGAGCAAGCAAACAUGGUUCCGGGCCAGGAGAUGAAUGCGAUUCAUGUGUUGGCUUCCCGCAAUUUCUUCCCCCCCAAUAUGUUGGAGGGUGGGAAUUCCUACUCUCAUCCUGAUAAGAAACUCCAUCUCGGGUAUGAAUCAAUAAUUCUAUGCAUACUAGUCUAGAUAUUCUAUGGAAAC
This is a messenger RNA of Punica granatum (pomegranate), 1475 nucleotides long. Lineage: Eukaryota; Viridiplantae; Streptophyta; Magnoliopsida; Myrtales; Lythraceae. The record is from RefSeq and is a predicted model, not a curated record.